Molecule: messenger RNA, 2376 nt
Organism: Myxocyprinus asiaticus (Chinese sucker)
Lineage: Eukaryota; Metazoa; Chordata; Actinopteri; Cypriniformes; Catostomidae
Gene: nck1a
Product: NCK adaptor protein 1a
Exons: 3
Coding region: 85-1029 (314 amino acids)
Biological process (GO): negative regulation of endoplasmic reticulum stress-induced eIF2 alpha phosphorylation; positive regulation of endoplasmic reticulum stress-induced intrinsic apoptotic signaling pathway; negative regulation of PERK-mediated unfolded protein response
Molecular function (GO): ephrin receptor binding
Source: RefSeq, a predicted model, not a curated record
ACUGUUACAGAGAGAGAGAGAGAGAGAGAGAGAGAGAGAGAGAGAGAGAGCAGUAGACAGAGGGGGCUGCUCGCAGAGCUGGGAAUGGAUAUGGCAAACCUUUUUAAACACUUCUUUCGGUUUGGGAAGGUGAAGCAGAAAAGCUGUAUGAGAGAGUUGCCCUCCAGUGCAGAUAAAUAUGCUGACAAUGAUGAGCGACUGUAUGACCUCAACCUACCUGCACUGGUCAAGUUCAACUACACCGCUGAACGUGAAGAUGAACUCUCUUUGGUAAAAGGCACAAGGGUCAUCGUCAUGGAAAAGUGCAGUGAUGGCUGGUGGCGAGGAACUUAUAACGGUCUCUCUGGAUGGUUCCCCUCCAAUUAUGUCACGGAGGAUAUAGAUGGGAAAAUGAGGGGAGAUUCUGUGAGCUCUCUUAAAGAUAAACUGUCCCCCAUGGGGCACAAUAACAAUAGCACUCAGGUUCUGCAGACUGUACAAGCACUUUAUCAUUUUAGCUCCGGCAAUGAUGAGGAGCUGAAUUUUAACAAGGGUGAACUCAUGGAUGUGUUGGAGAAACCGGAGAAUGAUCCUGAAUGGUGGAAGUGUAGAAAGGAAAAUGGACAAGUUGGACUAGUGCCCAAGAACUAUGUUACAGUUGUAGAGAAGUCUUAUAAAGAACUGGGGAAUUCAGGACCACCUACUUCAAACUAUGAUUACAUUAGGCCUUGUAUGAAUGGAAAGUUUGGAGGAAGGAUGUGGUACUAUGGCAAAGUGACACGGCACCAGGCGGAGAGGGUAUUGAACCAGAGAGGUGCUGAUGGUGACUUCCUCAUUAGAGACAGCGAGUCUACGCCCAACGACUUCUCCAUCUCUCUGAAGGCAGUAAACAAGAACAAGCAUUUCAAGGUGCAGCUAAAAGAGGGACUCUACUGCAUCGGUCAGCGCAAGUUCAGCUCUAUGGAGGAUCUGGUGGAACAUUACAAAAAGGCCCCCAUAUUUACCAGUGAACAGGGAGAUAAACUGUACCUGAUAAAAGCAUUAUCCUGAGCCUAUGAAGGAGCAACAGACUGUUUAAGAUUUAACCCAUUCAUUCAUCAGAAACAUGUCACAAGUAUGAACUUAAGUUGACUGGAAUUUAGGAAGUUGUCCUGAAGACACCCUUGAUUAAAUGUUAUCUUAUGUAAUUGUUAGUGUAUUUACAAAAACAAACAAACAAAAAAAAAAAUCCAAUAAAGUUGUAGUGGUAUUUUUGUAAAGAUGUGCUUGCUUCAGCAUUGAUCCAAUUUAUAUAUGCUAUUCAGCAAAUUUAAAUACAAACUCCAAUACAUAUACACAUGAUAAGCUAUCUUUGUACCUCUACAACAGACCAUUUCAGAGAUUCUCAGAAAUAAUUUUCUCUUCCCUACAAAUCUCUAAUUAUGCACUUUCCAGAGAAUUUAGUGAUUGUUCAAUCUUUUUAAAGAAUGUUUAAGUGUUAAAAGUUUUUAGACACUCAAUAACUGGAGAACGAAUCAUUCUGAAUGAGAGAUUGGCAGGUGGUCUCUUAUAAUUUCCAGCCUCUACCGGUGAGUUUGAUUCUAUGGGUUCAAGUUCAUUAUAGUUAUAUUACAUUAAUGGUAGCACUUUAUAUUAAGGUUACUUUUGUUAAUUAGUAAAUGCAUUAGGUAUCAUGAACUAACAAUGAACAAUAUGCAUUUUUUAUAGAAUUUAUUGAUCUUUAUUAAUGUUAGUUAAUAAAAAUACAAUUGUUCAUUCUUAGUUCAUGUCAGUUCAUAGUGCAUUAACUAACAACCUUUGAUUUAAAAAAUUUAUUAGUAGGCUAUAUGUUGAAAUUAACAUUAGCCAAGAUUAAUAAAUGCUGUAAAAGUUUUGUUAGUUGUUAGUUCACGUUAACUAAUGUUGUUAACUAAUGUAACCUUAUUUUAAAGUGUUACUACAUUAAAUAAAGAUUCAUUUGUUGAAUAUCAGAGGAUGAUGAAAGUCUUGAUACAGUUUUAUUCAAGGUAAAAGUAGAAGAUUUACCUUUGAACUCCAGAUAUAUUAAAACAAGUGAUAUAUUUUUAUUUGAUAGAAUUGUAUUUGUAACUUUGAUUUAAUGACUGUUUAUGCUAUGAUGUUCUUUUGCCAGUGCCAAAACAUAUUUAAAUAGUGAUGUCUUUCUUUCUAAUGUUUUCUAAGUUUUAUAGAGAUUUAGCCUUCAUUUCUAUUCCUAUUGUCCUAUCUGAUCUUAACCUAAAACCUUACAUUUACUGCAGAUUUUAUUGUCAAAAUCCACUUUCUUUCUCAACUAAUUUGUAACAAUUUAGUUUGUAAACUGUGAAUAUUGUUUCUUUCCACUGUGGACUUUUGGUUUCUCUUAUCUCUUCAUAAAUAAAGUAUUAUACAUUCGAGAAA